AUGGCCGACCGUGAAACCUCCCCGACUCUCAUGGCCUCGUCUGCGCAACGCAAGCCACACAUGUCCAUAACCCUCCCUCGAAACUUCGCGCCGUUGCGUCUUGAUGUCGGCGACGACCCUAAAACGCCCGAUCAGACCUUCGCCGAACUCAAACUGCCUCCUCCGCCGCGUCACUCGACCUGCCGCAUCCGCCGGACGAGAGUUAACCUCGACAACUUCCAGACGCGUAACAACGCUCUACCAGCCACGCUCUUCGCUUCAGACAUCCCCAUUCCUUCCAGCGCCCAGUCUACGCAGGCCGAAUUCGACUCGGACGCCGACAUUGUGUUACCCUCCGUCGAAGCACACCAUGCUUGGACGCGACCAACCUACACCCACAGUCUGACCGACCCUUCUCCCAGUGACCGGCUCAAACUGUUGGCAGCCAGAGAUUCACAACUUCCACGGACACCUGUGGCGCAAACAAAAGUCGUUACUGCAGAAUACAAGCACAGUGCAUGGGACAUGCAUCGUUCUUCGUCCGAAUGUUCCAUUCGUUCCGACUCGUCUGGAUCGUGGUCGGAAGCCUUUACAACCCGCCCAACUUCGUUUGACGGCAGUGCUACCAGCCCCGAUCUCGAGUCGCACGAUCCAUUUUGCCUGACCAAAGUCAACAUUAUCCCUGACACUCCGUCAAGGAGAAGCAAAAAGCUCCGGAUCAAUACCCUCACGUCCAAAGCCAACGUCCCGUGGAGCAUUGAGAUGGACAAUCAUUUGUUCAAUGUCUAUCAAAUGUAUCUGGCCGAUCCGACCGUGACUCCCUUCAAAACGGUGCCAGGAAGCAUUCCUCCCACCGGGGUCUGUCAUCGAGUGGCCAGAAGGGCCAAAGAAACUUGGCCCCGGGCAAGCAGGAUCUCGAGACCGAUCGUUCGGAGAUACAAGAUGCGAAAUGUCAUUGAAAGCCGUGGGUUUGUCAGGGACAAGACCCCCGAACCCAACGACUUCCUACGCACCGACAACAAUGAUGCAAGGGGUGUUUGGCCAUCCGAGUCGGCGACGCGGAGACGGCUGAAACAAUUAUGCAAGGAAAAGUUCACCAUCACGGCCCACUACCAACGACUGCGCGAGUCCAGGAGUCCGUCACCCUUCCGUGACCAAUUCAGCCGACGGCCCUCGUCGAGAUUGACUCGGUCCAUAUCUCAACAGGACGAUGAUCCCGAUGCAUCCACUACCUACGCCACCAGAGAGCUGGGAAUUUCUCUCGUGGCCAGUGGUGCAACGGCGCCCCUGGCUCAGCUAGUGACGGGUGAUUCUCCUCCCACUGAGCAGAUGUCGGAUGAUUGGUUCAACACUCCUCUAAACAACAACACUUCCGACGCCAUGGCACUCUCGACUCCUGCAGGUUUGGGCAUCGAGAGCGAAGCGGACAAGCUGAAGGUUGCGAGCAGCAUUCCCCGUCUCGCAUCGCCAUUCAAUUACAGCACGUGGGGUGGUUCGAGUAAUGCCAAUCCCAAACACCGUCGACAUAUCAGUCACAACCAGUUCGGAACUAUCCACGCGACCGGGUCGAGAUUACUGUCACCGUUCAAGUUGGAGACGGAUAUGUCUCUCAAUGUCAACAAGCGACGAGCGCAGCACAAUCUGGAGGACGAGUUAAGCCCCAGCGGGAGUAAUAUCAACAAGAAGUUAGAUGCGAAUCUCACUUUGGAGGUUCCAACCCCGGCCACGUUCGAGCCAAAACCCCCGGGUCGCCCAGAGUUGAUUUUCACUGGGGCCGGCGACAUCACUCAACGGAGGAUACGCGUUCGAAAUCGGGGUGCGACGUUGGGUGCUGUGAAUGAUCGGGAACACAUUGAACGCAUGUUCACCCCACCCACCCUACAUACCCCUGCCACGGAGGAUUCAGGAAUCCCGCCCGUUCCGGCCUUGCCUCCGUCUCUUACAGCCCUGGCAAAUCCCGCGGGUCCUGCUUUCUCAUCCAGUCUCGCUCCCCCCGAGCUCGAUCCGACUCAGAAACGUCUUGGGAGUCCCUUCGAGCUCGAUCCGACUAAGCGAAGCUAUCGUGCAAAGAAUCCUCGACAUGUGCCGAGCAUGAGCGAUCCUUUCAUCAACACCAGUGCUUUUGCAACCGCGCCCAGCCAUGGCCAUACCAGUAGUAUGAGCAUUGGCGAGAGGUUGGACAUGUUUAGCACUUUCCACACAAGUCACUACCAGAGACAGGUGUCGGAUCAACCUCCCAAGGACGAUCCUUUUGCCUGA
Molecule: messenger RNA, 2238 nt
Organism: Capronia epimyces CBS 606.96
Lineage: Eukaryota; Fungi; Ascomycota; Eurotiomycetes; Chaetothyriales; Herpotrichiellaceae
Exons: 1
Coding region: 1-2238 (745 amino acids)
Source: RefSeq, a predicted model, not a curated record